AUUUGUAUUCGAAACCGACAGCGUUGGCCGCAGACUGCAGAGUGCAGAGUAGUGAGUGCUAAGGGUAAAUAGUUGGUUUCUCGUUUUGCUGUCGUUAGUCAUUAGUCGUUACUCGUCAAUGGUUAUUGUUAAUUAUUUAAUCUUAAUGUGUUCUGUUAUUCUGUUUGUGUGCUUUCCUCUGCAAGUUACAACUUUAUAGGCGCUAGCUGGUGUGUGUGUGUGUGUGUGUGUGUGUGUGUGUGUUUGUGAGAGAGUACUUAAGUGAGUGAUUGUCGAGACUCGAGAGUUGACUGACUGAAACGACGAACGUGUGACAAUCAGUGACAGUCGAUAGACAAUCGCAGAAGUCGUACUUGUGUAUAUUUUUUUCUCUUCCGGGGCUUAUCCCAAUGGUUUGCCUUGGUGAUUAACCACCGACCACCGUCAAAGUUCACCAUAGGACCACGAGCAAUUCGAACGCCGCACGAUGACUCAAUUUCUGCCGCCCAAUUUGCUGGCGCUUUUCGCGCCGAGAGACCCAGUCCCUUACCUGCCGCCGGUCGCCAAACUUCCGCACGAAAAGAAGACCCGUGGGUACUUGGGCGUUGGGAGUUUUAUGGAUUUGUUCGAAGACCCUGAAGACACGCCUCCUCCUACAAAAAUUGAAACCCGAGAAGAACGACUAGAGCGCCGUCGACGCGAGAAGGCUGAACAGGUGGCAUACAAGUUAGAACAAGAAAUCGCUCUAUGGGAACCACAUUCAGUUGCGAACGCUACAACAGAUCCAUUUAAAACACUAUUUGUUGCCAGAAUUAAUUAUGAUACAUCCGAAUCAAAAUUACGAAGAGAGUUUGAACUUUAUGGUCCUAUAAAAAAGAUUGUUGUCACACAUAAUAAGAUUGAUGGUAAACCAAGAGGGUAUGCUUUCAUUGAGUACGAAUAUGAACGUGAUAUGCAUUCUGCAUAUAAACAUGCUGAUGGAAAAAAGAUUGAUGGACGCAGAGUGUUGGUGGAUGUUGAGAGAGCACGGACAGUCAAAGGAUGGCUUCCUAGAAGAUUGGGAGGUGGAUUAGGGGGUACAAGACGAGGUGGACCAGAAGUCAACUUGAAACAUUCAGGUAGGGAAGAUAACGAACGGGAAAGAGAAAGGUAUGCUCGUGAAAUGGCUGGUAGUCGUUCCGGACGUAGUGUUACUACAGAAAGAGAUCGAGAACGUGAUUAUCGUGACCGAGAUAGAGAUCGUGAACGUGAACCAAGACGUCCUCGUAGUAGAGAUCGUGAAAGAAAACGUCAUCGUUCUAAGUCACGUUCACGCGAACGCAAGAGACGUCGUAGCAGAGACCGUGGUGCUAGGGAUGUAGAGUAUGAUGAAGUUGAAGAGGUUCCCGUUACCAAGUCUAGAGAUAAAGAUCAUGAGCGUGAAAGAAAAAGAAAGCGCAGUCGUUCUAGGGACCGUGAACGUAAGAAGGAUCGUAAAGAAAGAGAUCAUCAUCGCCGAGACAAGAGUAAAGAUCGCCGUGAUAAACACGAUAAAGACAAUUCUGAACGUGAUGACAAAAUUCAUAUUAAACAAGAACCUGUUGAUGAAUAUGACAAUAAUUAUGACAAUUACAAUAACGAGUAUGAUGGUUACAACAGUCCUCAUGAUGAUUAUGAUCCAGAUAUGGUUAAAAAAGAGGAACCCGAUGAAGAAAAUGCAAAUGGUAGCCGUUACAGUAAUAAUGUAAUAUGAUAUAAUAGACUGUCUUGUAUUGCAUUGUCUAUUUUUAACAUAAGUAAAAAUGUAAAACUUAAGAAAAAUGGAAUUAAAAAUGUAAUAAUUAUUGUUUAGUUCAA
Molecule: messenger RNA, 1815 nt
Organism: Acyrthosiphon pisum (pea aphid)
Lineage: Eukaryota; Metazoa; Arthropoda; Insecta; Hemiptera; Aphididae
Product: small ribonucleoprotein particle U1 subunit 70K
Exons: 10
Coding region: 467-1711 (414 amino acids)
Biological process (GO): mRNA splicing, via spliceosome
Cellular component (GO): U1 snRNP; precatalytic spliceosome; U2-type prespliceosome
Molecular function (GO): mRNA binding; U1 snRNA binding
Source: RefSeq, a predicted model, not a curated record